AUGAUACGCAACUGGGUGUCCCCGAGGCUCCUUCCUGGCGCCGCUGCCGCCGUCGUGCUCCUGCUUCUCUACUAUUUCGGCCAUUCUUCCUUUGACCUUUUCGAAUACGAUCGCUCCCAGGGCCACGCCGAGAGCUCGGCACCGGUUUCCCAUUCGAGUCUACAUCUCGGGCAUCGUCCGGCGCAGACGAGCAAGAAAGCAUCGUCGGCCUUUUCCGACCGGCCGAAACCGCAUGACUUACCGAAAGUGAUGGGCCUUGUAUUCUUCGGCCGCCGUCAAACUGUCUCGAUCCUGGACUGCUACCUUAAGCGCAACUUGGUUAAGAACGGCGGCUGGCUCGAUGGCGUUAUUUGGCUCAAGCACACGGCCGACGCGACCGACCUUGCUUUCCUCGACAAGGUCGUCGAGAGCGAAGCCGACUAUGUCGCGCAAGAUGUCCAAAACCUGGACCAGGAUGGCUACUCCAACGCAUAUGACGAAAUCAAAGACGAUAUUUUGUAUGUUAAGAUAGACGACGACAUUAUUUACAUUGAGGAUACGGCUAUCGCGUCUAUUGUUGAAACCAAGCAUACACGGCCCGAGUUCUUCCUUGUCUCGGCCAAUGUUGUAAACCAUCCCCUCCUUAGCUGGGUUCAUACAAACCUCGGCGCCGUCAGGCCAUACCUGCCAGAGCUGGACCGGGAGUACCCGACGGCCGAGGAUGGUAACGGUACCGAUUGGCGCCCGUCCCACCUGCCAGCCUGGGGCGGGAACUUUAAGGAUCCCAAGAUCGAGAACAACUGGAAUACUGCCCAUCAGAAGAAGCACCGCUGGCUUCCGGUAACGUCGCCAAGCAGCGAUGGCUCCGAUCCGCUCGACAAGACGCCCAUCAGCCAAAUACAGUAUGACCCCUGGGGGGUAAGCUGGUUCAUGUGGCAGAUUGGCGCGCAGCAGCACUACAGCCUGCACGAGCAUCUCGAAAAGAACGAGCUGCAGCAGUAUAGAUUCCGGACCUGGGAUUUUCAGUUUAAGCGGGCGAGCAUACAGUUUAUUGCUAUGAUGGGCCGAGAUAUUAAUGCCGUAAAGCCCAUCCAGGGGGUCGAUGAACAAUACUUUACUGUUGAUAUGCCCAAGAAGCUCGGAAGACACGCUGUUGCAGAUGGCGGGGGCGUCGUCGCCCACUUCAGCUACGUGACCCAAGUCAACCCUGCCGAGAACGGCGGUAUGAAAUCGACGGAUAUUUUGGAUAGGUACCGCUCCUACGCACAGGAAAACAUUUGCACGGGUCCGAUGCUGUGGACGCCCGAGGAAGGAGAGUAG
This is a messenger RNA of Drechmeria coniospora, 1299 nucleotides long. RefSeq lists its product as uncharacterized. The transcript is spliced from 4 exons. Bases 1 to 1299 code for a protein of 432 amino acids. The record is from RefSeq and is a predicted model, not a curated record. Lineage: Eukaryota; Fungi; Ascomycota; Sordariomycetes; Hypocreales; Ophiocordycipitaceae.